AACGUAAAAGACUUUUGUUUUCUGGAAAGACCAAAGUCCCCCUCCCCCCCCGGGUCUUCCCAUUUCGCUGUCCUUUGUUCCUCUCAAACCCUAGCCUCCUCUCCUCCCUUGUUCGAUUUACCCCAAAUCUUCAUCUGUUCACAACUCUAUUUCACCUUCCUCUCUUAAUUGUGAAUUAAGCUCUUCCGCUUCUCUCUACCAGGCGUGUGGUAGAUGGCCGCGACAACAACCCCGGCGGCAAGCAUCAGCGCCGGAGCAGGAUCGAAUGGUGGAGCUGAGGAUCGUGUCCUCGCGACGGCGCAGCAGAUCGUGAAGAGUCUGAACACACCGAAAGAGGUUCGCGAAGAUAUGAUGCUCAUCUUCUCCAGCUUCGAUAACCGCUUAUCCAAUAUCAAGACGGUGAUGACCGACCAAAACGACGCUCUUUUGGCUCGUUUAGAAGCCGCCGAAACGAUUAUCCACCGCUGGGACGGCGGUAACGAUUCCUCUCGCCACUCGUCUUCAUCUUCUGGUAACCACCGUUCCUCUUCGUUUUCUCUUUCCUUCGACGGAUCUCCAGAGGAGGCGACGGAGUUUCUAUCAGCUGUUGAUGAGAUUAUCUCUCUCCUUGUGGAUCUUUCCUCUGAGAACAAGCCUGAUAUGGUAGACCGAGCUGAUAGUGCUUUGCAGAUGGCUAUGUCUCUGCUUGAAGAUGAGUUUAGACGGAUACUGAUCCGAAACACCGUUCCUCUCGACGCUGAGAGACUCUAUGGCUCGAUGCGUCGUGUUACCUUGUCCUUCGCAGAUGGCGAUGUUACUGAGGAUUUUGAGAAUUUUGGAUUGGUUGCUAAUGGUGAUGGAGAUGGUAGUGGGAGUGGGAGUAGGAGGAGGCUCUUCCAUGAGAGAGGAGGAAGCAUAGGCUGUGAUCUUUGGGUUGAUUUGAUUAACCCUACUGCUGUUGAAGAUUUGAAAGAGAUCGCGGAGAGGAUGAUUCGAGCUGGUUAUGAAAAGGAGUGUGUUCAGGUGUAUAGCACAGUGAGGCGUGAUGCCUUGGAUGAAUGCUUGAUGAUUCUUGAUGUGGAAAAGCUGAGUAUAGAAGAAGUGCAUAAGAUUGAUUGGAAGUCCAUGGAUGAGAAGAUGAAGAAGUGGAUUCAAGCUAUGAAGAUCACUGUUAGGGUUCUUCUAGCUGGUGAGAAGAAGCUAUGCGACGAGAUUUUCAACGGUUCAGAGACUAGCAAAGAAGUUUGUUUCAACGAGACAACUAAAAGCUGUGUGAUGCAGUUGUUGAACUUCGGAGAGGCUGUGGCUAUAGGAAAGAGAUCGUCGGAGAAGCUCUUUAGGAUUCUUGAUAUGUAUGACGCUUUGGCUAAUGUGUCGCAGACUCUAGAGGUGAUGGUCACUGACGAUUUUGUGUGUAGUGAGACUAAAGGGGUCUUGGAAGCUUUAGGUAAUGCUGCGAGAGGGACGUUUGUUGAGUUUGAGAAUAAUGUGAGGAACGAGACGUCAAAGAAACCGACGACAAACGGUGAGGUUCAUCCCAUGAUACGUUAUGUGAUGAACUACAUGAAACUGAUUGUGGAUUACGCGGCUACCUUAAAUUCGCUUCUGGAGAACGAUGAGUCAGAUGGUUUAUCCAGGGAUGAUGAUACAGAGGAGAUGUCCCCUCUUGCUAAACGAAUGCUGAUGUUGAUUACGUGCUUAGAAUCAAAUCUGGAAGAGAAAUCAAAGCUGUAUGAGGACGGUGGGCUGCAGUAUGUGUUCUUGAUGAACAAUAUUCACUAUGUUGUUCAGAAGGUGAAGGACUCUGAGCUGGGUAAACUCUUGGGUGACGAUUGGGUUAGGAAACGAAGAGGACAGAUACGUCAGUAUUCUACUGGCUACCUCAGGGCUUCAUGGAGCAAGGUGCUAGCUGCUUUGAGGGACGGUAGUAUGGGUGGAGCCUCAAGUGGUAGCCCAAGUUAUAGACAAAGAAGCAACAGUUCAAGUAGUGCCUCGAAGAUGGCCUUAAAGGAGAGAUUCAAAGGUUUCAAUGCCAGUUUUGAAGAGAUAUACAGGCUUCAAACAGCUUGGAAGGUCCCGGAUCCUCAACUUCGUGAAGAACUGAGAAUAUCAAUACAAGAGAAAGUGAUUAUGGCUUACCGGGCUUUCUUUGGAAGGAACAAGAGUCAACUUGAAGGUGGUAGGCAUGCGGGGAAGUACAUAAAGUACACACCAGAUGACCUGGAGAGUUACUUACCAGACCUAUUCGAAGGAAAUCAAAUGGUAAUUCACCCGAGAAGGAAAAGUUCUUAAGAGGAAGGCAGGCAUUGGGAGAUGACUCUGCUUGAUGGAAGGAUAAUCUUAUAUGUAUGAAAGAUGACAGUGGUGGCAGCAGGUAAUUUUAUCAGUCAGGGGUUUUAAGUUUAUAUAUAUGUUGAAAGUCAGAAUUUAUACCCUUCUAUAAACCGUGUCUAAAUUCUUAUGUACAUGCCUUAAUACUUCUUAUCAUGUUAUGGAACCAUGGGUUUUCUAUAUAUUGACUGUGCUCUUGAGUCAAA
Molecule: messenger RNA, 2516 nt
Organism: Brassica oleracea var. oleracea
Lineage: Eukaryota; Viridiplantae; Streptophyta; Magnoliopsida; Brassicales; Brassicaceae
Product: exocyst complex component EXO70B1
Exons: 1
Coding region: 214-2271 (685 amino acids)
Biological process (GO): exocytosis
Cellular component (GO): exocyst
Molecular function (GO): phosphatidylinositol-4,5-bisphosphate binding
Source: RefSeq, a predicted model, not a curated record